GACCCAAGCAUCCAUAUUUGCGUUUAAUUUGUGUUUCCUGUUAUGUUGCAUGUAAUUUCCGGUUCUUAAUCGUCGAUGGUAAAUUUUCGAUAUUUGAUGCUGUUUUGAAAAUAUUUAUGCUGUUUUGUUUUGGAGCUGCGUCCAUUUAUCACAUGUAUGUCUCUCCUCGCAAGUGGUCCUAUACAUCAAUGGGAAGACUGAAGUUUUUGGGAAGCCCUGCGGGAAUGCAAGCACAUAUACAGAGAAGCAAAGUUUAUGCUUGAGUUACUCUAGAACCCCACUGGAUGUGAGCACUCCUCUGUAUUGUUAUGCAAAGUCUUGGAUGUGUGAACCUUGGAAGUCGUUGUUCAAGAACAUUUUGGAGAACAUUUAGACCUGUGGCUUCAUGAGUGUAUAGAGCCCCAGAAAUGAAUGAAGGACUGGUGGAUAACCUAGGUUCCGGGAGAGGGCCAGGAGAGGAAGACAUGGAGAUAAAUGGAGAGGUACUAAAACCUACAAAUGAUCUACUUAUAGAAAGGGAGGAGAGGACUGAGGUCGGGGACAAUGGGAUGGAGAGGACCUCUCAGGUCCUAUCGCCACUGGAGGCCCUGGCUCCCUCGGACAGCCUUGACAUUCAGGACCAUGCCACCUCUGUUCCUGUGAUGACAGGCCAUGGGCAGACAGAGAAGAUCCCAGGGGGAGUUGCUGAGGAACAACCUGUAGACUGGUUUGAGCCCCUGGAGGAUGACAAUUAUGAAGAUGACACACAGGGUUGGAACUUGGGCCUUGCGAUGGGGGAGCGACGCGUGAAUGGCAAAGGGGACGCCGAAGAGGAGAGUGUUGCAGGGAGCGAAAGGAGCGAAAGGAGCGGUAGCGUGGCAGACCUUGAGAAGAAAAUCAACAGCAACAACCUGUUUUCUGUUUAUAGACGGAAGAAAAGAGUAACAGUUGAAGAGGGCUGGGAGGACUGGCCGGCACUUGGAAAGGGGUGGAAGCGCAAAGCGGUUGUUCGUCGUUCAGGUUCUAGUGUUGGACAGAGUGACGUUUAUUACAUGAGUCCGAGUAAUGAGCGUGUGAGAAGUAGGGUUGAGCUUUCCAAAGUUCUGGCAGAUACUCAGGACAUGACAAUGUUUGAUUACAAAGCAGGGGUGUUCAGGGGUGCUGGACAACCCAAGCCCUUGCGUGCGAGAAAGACGAACAUACAGAAGGAUCCUCCUCCCUUAGUGGACUGUGGAUUUUCCUCAGAGUCCAGCUUGAAGGACAGAGGGGACCGGGCAGACAGUCCUGACUCCCAUCACAGACUGACCCCUCUGAGUCGCAGCUCUAUGGGCACGCCAAGCAAAGACCUCCAACAUACCACUCCCCCAAGAACGAACUCGUCUCUUGCUAAGAUUAGUUCAGCUUCUGUCGCUCAUGAUGUGGAAGGUAUGAAGCAAAAUGCAACUAAACUGCCCUUGAGCCCUGCAUCAUCACUUUCAGUCUCCAUCAACGGGAUGGCUGGUUCAGAGCCCUUCUUUUGCAUCUGUGCCAUUUGUGGUAAUUCAUAUACAGGCUUAGAGUAUGAAAGGCAGAUGAAGAGUCCCUGUUGCACCAUAUGCAGGGCCAACAAUCCAGCUAUAGCCAAGUUUCCACUUCAUCAAAGAUUCAGAAAGUGGAUUCCUUGUGGUAACUGUAGGGCUUGCCUUACCACAGAAGAUUGUGGGAGUUGUGCCAACUGCAAAAAAACACUGAACCCUGACACCAGAAAACGUGUCCGCUGUCAGAAACGCAAAUGCAAAUGUCCUAUCCUCAAGUAUAAACCUGAUGGUCCCCAAAUGUUGGAUCCCUAUCCCAUGGCGAAUUUUAAGAUUGACAGCAGAGAAUUGCAGAACUCCACUUCUCAAUACAGUGACCCUGAGGACUUCUCUGUGAAUGUCGAUAUAGAAGAUGACGAUGAAGAGUUUGAUGGUGAUGAUGCUGACUAUGAGGCUUGGGUGAGGAAACGUAAGCGGCGCUCCUGUGGGAAGUGUGAAGCCUGUAAUAGUAGGACAGACUGUGGCACUUGUGAUUUCUGCAUAGACAAACCCAAGUUUGGAGGCAGCAAUAAGAAGAGACAGAAGUGCCGUCUACGGCAGUGCCAGAGACAGGCCAUGAGACACUUGUUGCCCUUUCAGUUGGGCCAGACUGAUUUUGGGUCCCAAGAGGGGUGGGUGCAGCUUGGCAGGCCUAGGCCUCACUUUACAUACAGUCGCAAGACAACCCCAAAGAAAAGAAAAACACCGCAUCUGGAAGUGGACAUGGAGUUCACUGAUGAUGAAGACGAGCCACUGCAGGAAGAAGAGGAUUAUCGCUACAUGGAAACAGCACAUUGGCGCCCUAUGCUUCCCAGCAAACCCCAGGAUGAGAACUUCAGAAACCAUAUACCGACAGUCCAGGCUCACAAAGAGACUGUGGAAAUUGUCAAAAAUAAUUCACUUCUGGAGCAUGUACCAGAUAUCCUCAACCUUAUAAGUUCUCCAGCAUAUUGCACACUGUUCAAACCGGCAGACCCUGCGGUGAAAUAUGUUGAACCCCCAGUUGAGAAUACGUCCUCAGCAGCUCCGGACAGACAGAGUGGGAUGAACGGAGGAAGGCCAAGUGUGGACACGGAUGUAGAAACGCCGUCUGGGGAGCCAGAAGUGGAGGAGGUCACACCUAUGAUCACUCAGAUCUUCAGUCUGGCUGACAGUGCAGGAACAAGUGGGAUCGACCAAGAACAUGAGCUGUUAAAGCUACUGAAGUCCAUUCACAGCUCUGCACUCCCCACACUCUGGUUUGCCAUAAUGGUGGAGGGCCCGACACUACAGCUACUGCAGUGCUCUAAGCUCUCCCACAUGGUGGACACAACCGUGCAGAUUGACCCGAGCUUCUACUAUCAGAUCUGUGUACAGGGCCAGCCGCUGCUACUCACCCACCCGCUGUAUGAAGCUCACCCAUCCUGCUUGACAUCUGUGCCCCAGGUGGCGAACCUGCUCCUGGAUCUGGAGAAGUACAGCGUGUGCCAGGGGGUCCCGACCAAGGAGCAGCCAUUCAGCCAGGCUCCAAUCAUCAUUGAGCGGGCAUCAACCUGUGACUUUCUGGUACUUAAAGAAACAGAGCACUGUGCGAGGUGUAAGGCCUUAUCCUGCAGCUAUUAAGGCCAGACACCACACCGUAAUAGGGAUCCCCCCCCUUAAUCAUAUCACAAUCAACUUUCUACAGUUGAAUGUAGACACAAAUAAUAUUUUUUUGUAUUACAAUUUCAGAUUUUUAAAAAUUGAAAUAUACAAAUUAGGUGACAUCUCAUUUAAAUAUUUACAUAUCCAACACAAAAAAAAGUCUGGACACUGGAUUAAGUCAGUCUAAAUAUUUUUGGUUUCGUAUUGUUAAGACACUCCAGGAUCGGACUUACUCAGUGCAUUGUGGACAAAUACUUUAAAAAUAUUUUUAUCUGUAAAAUACUAAAGAUAUGAAAGUAAAAUGCAUUUUGGCACAUUAAAAAAAACAUAUUCAAUUCCCUCUGGGCAAGUAUGAGAAUAUAUCUAAGGUUCACUAUUUGGUGAAUACAGAUGCUUCUGAAGCUGGGGGAAAUUAGUUGGCGUGUGGGAAGAGUCUUGACUUUUCGGAAUUGGCAGUUAAAGACAAGGACACUGAAUUUAGACUAACAAACACCUAUUUAGACCCAAUCACCAUCUCUUCAAAGUAAGUUACUACAUAUAGUUCAGUUUUUUUUACAUUUUCUAUGAAAUGGGUUUCUAAAUUGUGUAAUCCAAUGUAGUGGGCUUUGAAAUGAUGGAUGUAUGUCCAUUUUAAAGUGGUUAACAUUAAUGACAUUUUGAUGACUGUAGUAUGAUAAACUAAUGAAAAUAUGCAUUAUUAUCAAGAUUGUCAUUUUUGUUUACUUUUUGAAAAUACUAAUAUUAAUGGACCAAAAUACCAACAAAUCUAAAAAUUGAUAGGUAGAUGCUGUGAUGUAAUUUCAGCCUGUGGUGCCUGGCCUUAAGAACAUUUGGUGCCGCAGCGCAGGGUUAAGAGUCACCAGCACUUAGCAGUGUCACAGUACAGAGCAUCACAGCUCUGCCCUUACAGAACAUCUCAAGUCUGCUGGCGAUGGACAACCAGGACUGUCUAGUAUUUUACGCUUUUACCACUAGACUUUGCAAUGAUAUUUGUUAAGAAAUUGAGGGACGUGUUUUUUAUAUCCCAUUUUGUUAGUCUGUCUUACAAAUAAAUGUACAAAUCAUGAGGG
This is a messenger RNA of Salvelinus namaycush (lake trout), 4225 nucleotides long. RefSeq names its product methyl-CpG-binding domain protein 1-like. The coding region runs from base 408 to 3134 and encodes 908 amino acids. Gene Ontology annotation, molecular function: DNA binding; zinc ion binding. The transcript has 17 exons. The record is from RefSeq and is a predicted model, not a curated record. Lineage: Eukaryota; Metazoa; Chordata; Actinopteri; Salmoniformes; Salmonidae.